Molecule: messenger RNA, 1309 nt
Organism: Bursaphelenchus okinawaensis
Lineage: Eukaryota; Metazoa; Nematoda; Chromadorea; Rhabditida; Aphelenchoididae
Source: the annotation of a GenBank genome assembly
AUGGCGGAGAUACCGAAAGGACUUGCUCCUAUCUCGUCGUUUGUAAAAAUUGCCAAUGAAUACAAGAAUCGAGAUAUUGUGAUCUACUACUGGAGUAAGUUUUUGAACUUUUUUUACUUUUUUUGAUUUUAUAUGUAAAUUAUCAUAAAAUUCAUUGUUUUAGCUCUGUUCCAUGCUGCCAAGCAGGCUAUGGAGCUUUCCAAAGAUUCAAAAGAAUCAACAGCGUAUUUGGUUGGCAUGUUGGAUGAACUGGAGAAUGUAAGUUUGAUAUUAUAAUUAAUAUUGUGAAAUGUUAGGUUAAGAAACAGCACCCAGAGAAUGAGUCAUUACGGGUUGAUGUUGCUGCACAAGCUCAUAUUGAACAGCAGGCGGCCAAAUUGUUUAAUUUCGCCGAUAAUAAGGAUCGCAAUGGAGAGUUCAACAAGAACACCAUCAAGGCUUUUUAUGCUGCUGGUCAUCUGUUCGAUGUUCUGGCAGAGUUUGGAGAACCUGACGACGCUGUACUGGUGCGUUUUUAUGUUAUAUAAUUCUCUAGUUAUAUUUGGGAUUAUUUAUUUUUUAUAUUUUUACAUAAUCUAUAAUAUGACCUUAAAUAUAUUGCUUUUAUUUCAGAAUAACCGUAAAUACGCCAAAUGGAAGGCUACGUACAUUAAUAACUGUUUGAAGAAUGGAGAAACCCCAGUGUCAGGCCCUCCUCCUUCCAGCAAGGAUGAAGAUGAUGAACUUAUGAGGCAACUAAUCCAAGUAGAUGACAUUAAACCAACGCCUCCACCACGCUCUUCUCCCCCAAAUUCCGCAAACACGAACGUUGCAGAUUCUCAGAAGUUUGGAUGGAGCGAUAUACCUUUCGAAGGUCCGUUUUCUUCUCCGAACAGCAACACUUAUAACCAGCCGGCUACGAAUUCACCUUAUCCUACGCCUUAUUCUCAACCCGGUAGUCAAUACCCUGGACAGUUCUUCAAUCAGCCGUUCAAUCAACCAAAUCAACCUUCUUACGCACCGCAACCAUACCAGCCUCCUGCUGCACAACCACAAAGCAAUCCGUCGUCAACGACUUCUUUACAGAGCAGUUCUAGCAAAGGUGAGAUCAGUUUGUCUACUACAACAUGCUAUUUAAAGCCCUAGUUAUUUUUGGGAAUGAGUAAUUUUAAGUUUACUCCAAAAAAUCAUUCUUUUGAUUGCAGUAAGUCUCGAAAACAAUCUCGAGGCUCGUCGCUUCUGCAAAAUGGCGUGUUCAGCGUUGGACUACGAGGAUGCGAAAACAGCGAUCGAGUUUAUGGAGAAGGCGUUGGCAGUAUUAAGAAAGUAA